This is a messenger RNA of Teleopsis dalmanni, 1712 nucleotides long. It is a transcript of the gene Kaz, whose product is annotated as E3 ubiquitin-protein transferase MAEA. Gene Ontology annotation, cellular component: cytoplasm; GID complex; nucleus. The record is from RefSeq and is a predicted model, not a curated record. Gene Ontology annotation, molecular function: ubiquitin protein ligase activity; protein binding. Gene Ontology annotation, biological process: proteasome-mediated ubiquitin-dependent protein catabolic process. The transcript is spliced from 7 exons. NCBI's taxonomy places the organism in Eukaryota, Metazoa, Arthropoda, Insecta, Diptera, Diopsidae. The coding region runs from base 76 to 1266 and encodes 396 amino acids.
AAUAUUUGUUUUGUUUUAUUUUCAUGUGUAAAUGGUGCGUAGUAGUCGUAUAUAAUAGCUUAAAAGAUUUUUAAUAUGUCGGAGAUAAAGUCAAUGGAAUACUCAACAUUAAAAGUUCCUUACGAAAUUUUAAAUAAAAAGUUUCGUACUGCACAAAAAUCAGUAGAUAGGGAACUGGAUCAGUUACAAAGUGUAACAAAGGAUGUUGAGAAAGCUUUGCAAAAGGGAAAUUCGCCGCAAACAGUUGCAGAAGUUUCGAAAAUGGUUGGUUGUGUAUUUCAGCGUUUUCAAAUGUUAAAAAGAAAAUCUGAGGAAUGUUUUCAAGAUGAAUAUAACGCUAGUUUAGAAUGCAAACGUAAGCUUGAACACUUGAAGUGCGUAUCAUCACCUAAACAUGCAAGCAAGUUUGAAAUUUGGCAAGCUUCUGUGGACCAAUGGAAAAGGGUUCGAAUGGAUCGUUUGGUUAUUGAACAUUUAUUACGGAUGGGAUACUAUGAAACAGCUGACAAAUUAGCUAAACGCUCUGGUAUACAUGAUUUAACAAAUUUAGAUACAUUUCAUACAUCUCGUGAAGUGGAAAAUGAUUUAGCUAAACAUAAAACAUUUAAAUGUGUUUUGUGGUGUAUUGAUAAUAAGUCCAAACUUAGGAAAAUCAAUUCUAAUAUCGAAUUUAAUCUUCGUGUGCAAGAAUUUGUCGAACUAAUUCGAAAUAAUCGACGUUCAGAUGCAGUAAAACAUGCUAGAAAACAUUUUCCUACAUUUGAAAAGACGCAAUUGACUGAGAUUUGUAAAUGUAUGGCAUUACUUGCUUAUAAUCCAGAUACAAACAUUGAACCAUAUAAAAGUCUCUUUGAUCUAAAACGGUGGGAUCAACUUAUCUUAAAUUUUCGCAAUGAAAAUUAUAGACUAUUUCAACUUUCAACACAAUCAUUAUUAAGUGUUGGUAUUCAAGCUGGUUUAUCUGCUCUAAAAACUCCCCAAUGUUAUGCACUUACGAGUAAAAAUUUGAAUUGCCCUGUAUGCCAAGAAGACUUUAAUCAUAUUGCCAAGCACCUCUCAUUUUCUCAUUGCGUUCAAAGUCGGCUAAUUUGCAGAAUUACUGGACUUCCACUAAAUGAACAUAAUUUGCCGAUGAUGCUACCAAAUGGUCAAGUCUUUGGUCAACUGGCUAUUCCUGAGAUCUCUCGAGAAAAUGGUACUGUUGUUUGUCCAAUUACAAAUACAAAAUUCUCAAAUCCUAGAAUUGAAAAAGUUUUUGUUAUGUAAUCUUGAAAUUAUAUUCAGCUGUAUUUAAUGUUUUGGAUUAAUAUUAAUAAAAAAAUAUAUGCUAUAAGCUAAUUAAAACUUACUCAAUUAUGCUAUAAAGAAGUAUUUAAUUAUUAUUUAUUAAUGUCACACUUGAAUAACCUAAAUUAAUUAUUCAAUGAGCAUAUAAUUCAUACAUUUUUUUCCAGUUUUCUAAAUUGGAAAAUAAUAAUAGCAGUAUGAUUUGAGACUCUUUAUACAUUGUCUAUUUUAAUUAUUACAAUUUUAAAAACCAAAAUUUUUUUCUAACAAUUUGAUCCAUUAAUCAAAUUCUACAACAAAUAUUUUGAAUUAAAUCCUAAGAUAAUUUAAUAUAUUUUUGCAAAAAAGUUUAGGAAUGUAUAAUUUUUAUGUAUUAGUUUGAAUUAUAUAAAUGUACAACUUAUUAAAAUAAAAUAUAUACAUAU